Messenger RNA from Penicillium olsonii, 1158 nucleotides. Lineage: Eukaryota; Fungi; Ascomycota; Eurotiomycetes; Eurotiales; Aspergillaceae. The record is from the annotation of a GenBank genome assembly.
AUGCUACAAGGCGUGUCUGAGCUGGCAUCUGCAUUUCCUUCCUCCGGCGGUCAAUACCACUUCACCUAUAUCAUCGCACCGGAUCGGUUCAAGAAUAUCUCAGCCUUUGUCGUCGGGGCCAUCAACGUCGUCGCUUGGUGGGUGAAUACAGCAUCAGGAACGAUAUACACCGCAAUAUCUGCUUUUGGGAUCUGCCAGUUCUUGCGUGAUGACUUUGUUGGCACCCAGUGGCAGGUCUACCUCUGUUAUCUGCUGCUUAUAUUCCUCACCUUACUUCCUCUGUUCAUUAUCCCUCAGCGUCAGAUCGAGAACCUAACAAAAGCAUCAAUGUUUGCCUCAAUCCUCGGCUUUGUGUUGGUAGUCAUUAUCUGUCUGGUCAUGGGCCGAGGCCAGUACCAUCCCAGUAACCUGGUCGAAUAUCGAUCGACAAGCGGUUGGUCGCCUGCUCCAAGCUGGUUACUCGGUAUUGGAAACGGAGAAUAUGCAUUCGUUGCUGCUGGAGCCUGUGUGCAUAUCGCAGAAGAGAUUCCUCAGCCAAACCGCAGGAUCCCACUGGUCAUAAAUCUUACUAUUUUCAUCGGUAUCCUAACCCUCAUCCCCUCAAUAAUUGCUAUGACCUGCGUACUUCAAGACAUGGACGCCGUCCAGAAGGCUUUUCUUCCAAGCUUGGAGCUAUUCUAUCAAGCCACCGGUAGCAAAACUGCAUCAGUUUUCCUGCAGGUUUACCUCACCAUCUUAUACUAUUCGUGCGUUCCAAGCCAGUGGAUUACAAGCAGUCGGAUGACUUGGGCCUUCUCUCGCGAUAAUGGAUUGCCUUUCUCUCAAUACUGGGCAGAGGUGGAUGAGAAAAGAGCCAUUCCAGUACGGGCUCUUCUCCUAUCUGCUGGAUUUUGUGUCAUAUACGGUUUGCUAUACAUUGCCAGUACCCAAGCCUUCAACUCUAUCAUCAAUACUGCGGUCUUGAUGCUUAACAUCACAUACACUGUCCCUCAAGGGAUUUUGGCCACUCAAGGGCGGCACCGGCUUCCAGCUCGAUAUUACGACCUAGGGAUCUGGGGAUAUGCUGUGAAUGUCUUCUCUGUGAUUUGGCUAAUCAUUAGCGGCAUUUUCUUUUGCUUCCCAACAAGCAACCCGCCAACGAUCGGAAACAUGAAUUAG